AUUCCUGUUUUCUUUGUGAAGGUUGAUCUUCUCACAUCUCCUCUGGGGAGCGCUGCUGAAGAUGGUUACACAGAGAUUGUGGAGAAACUGAUAUCAGCUGGAGCUGUCAUCAACUACCAGAACAAGGAUGGAGCAACUCCACUCAUUAUGGCCAGUUACAAAGGGCACCUGGAAGUAGUUAGACUCCUGCUAGAAUCUGGAGCUAAAGAUCUACCUUAUAAGGAUGGACGUACAGCCAUGAGUUUCGCAAGAGCCAAAGGUCAUCAGCAAAUAGUCCAACUUCUACAGCAGUACAAAGUUUAAACUACGUCUCUCGACUCUGCUUCUUCUAACACUGUGGCCUAGUUCUAUAGCUACUACAUAUAGGUUAUCAGCAACUUGUCUCUUAUAGGAGUAGCUACAAAAUUUAAAGGAAAUAACACUCUAAUUAACACUGUAGCUUAUUUCUUUACUAUACUACAAACCAGACUUACUAAAUUGUCCAUUACCUCCUUUUUACAGCUUUUAAAUACUGUUUUGUUGCUGAUUUUUGUAGUUAGUAUACAAACUGUGCUCUAUGGUUUCGAUUUUACUACACCAUGAUAUCUGCAUGCUAGAUGCACUUGCCAC
Messenger RNA from Geodia barretti, 609 nucleotides. The record is from the annotation of a GenBank genome assembly. Lineage: Eukaryota; Metazoa; Porifera; Demospongiae; Tetractinellida; Geodiidae.